UCAAUUCACACUCUCAUUUUUGUUUGUAAUUUCAUAUUUUUUAGCCGCUGUGAGCAUCCUUUUAUUCCUUGUAUUCCUGGACUGAUUUAAGUAAAAUGGCCCAAACUAUCAAGGGCUGGCCUCCAAAUAUCAACUUCACAGAAACCUGCAAACUAUUACGAGGAUGCCCAGGUCAGGAGUGUGAUAACCUGAGUGACGUAUACCCGGUAAACUCCCUGCCUCAGGAUAUUGAGAGAGAGUUUAGAAACAAGUGCAAGUGGGCUAACUGCAGGAGACGGUUUGACAAGCCGGAGUUGCUGCUAAGUCACGUGGAGAGAUGUCACGUGUGGAGUCAGGACAACUGUCCCCAGAAGGUGAAGUGCUUGUGGAAGGGGUGCGAGGAGGACAACUUCUCACACCGGCACACUAUCAUGGUACACGUCCGGGAUCACUGUGAGCAACAACUCAGAGUUCGGGUCAUCAAGUGAAACAGACAGAAUUAUUUAUCAGUUAAUCUUGCCAGUAGUUUGACUGGUAAAUUAGUCUAGUCAUUCUCUCAUAGAUAGUCCUAGACUAUGUGAUGUAAGGCCUGGUGAGUGAUUCAAACUGAACGACACACUUUGAGUUAGAUUUACUUUUAGCUGUAAUGAAAUGAGAUACAUCGUUAAACAUUUUUAUAAAAUGCAAAAUCAUGUUAGUGCAUAGGAGCAUAUUAUUUAAGUUGCUUCACUUUAAUUUGAGUAAACAAAUGAAUUAUUAUUCUUGUGACGUCUGCUUACAUGAAUAAUUUCAAUCGAACUUUCAGUUUCUGCAAUGCAGAGGAUACAAGAGAUAAUAAGUUCAUGUGUUCAAGUAUAAUUUAUUUUAUAAAAAACCAAACAAAUUAUUUAGUAAUUUUACUUUUGGACGAACCCCAGAAAUUUCUUAUCCGACGAAUUGAAUGUGCCAAUUGUUAGCUCUGAACUCAACAAUUAACUUGAAGUUAUAUUUCAUUCCUUUGAUUA
Messenger RNA from Bolinopsis microptera, 983 nucleotides. RefSeq lists its product as uncharacterized. The record is from RefSeq and is a predicted model, not a curated record. Bases 96 to 467 code for a protein of 123 amino acids. The transcript is spliced from 3 exons. Lineage: Eukaryota; Metazoa; Ctenophora; Tentaculata; Lobata; Bolinopsidae.